CGCACGCGCCGUAGGACAAGGCGCCAGGACCCCCGCAGCCGGCGCUGACGCGGGAGCGGGGCGAGGAGCAGGCGAUGCAGACUAGGAGAGAGCCGGCUGUGACCCGGCCGGGGUCCCGCGUGUCUAUUAUUCUCCCAGUCCACAAUGCUGAACCAUGGUUGGAUGAUUGUUUGAGUUCUGUUUUGCACCAGGACUUUGAAGGCACCAUGGAGCUCUCUGUGUUUAAUGAUGCCAGUAAGGACAAGUCUGGGACUAUCAUAGACAAAUGGAAGGUGAAGCUGGAAAGUUCCGGUAUCCAUGUGGUCAUUGGAGGGCAUGAUUCUCCUUCUCCCCGAGGAGUUGGAUACUCUAAAAAUCAAGCGAUAGCACAGAGCUCAGGAUCUUACCUUUGCUUUUUGGAUUCAGAUGAUGUGAUGAUGCCUCAGAGAGUGAGACUGCAGCAUGCUACCGCCCUCCAGCACCCAACGAGCAUUAUAGGCUGCUGCGUGAGCAGAGAUCCCCCCAACUCCACUGAACGGUACACGCGCUGGAUCAACCAGCUGGCGCCCAACCAGCUUCUGACCCAGGUUUUUACCUCACAUGGCCCCACAGUGGUCAUGCCUACCUGGUUCUGCUCUCGAGCAUGGUUUUCCUACGUGGGAACAUUUGACGAGGGAGGUCAGGGUGUGCCGGAGGACCUGCUUUUCUUCUAUGAACACCUCCGGAAGGGCGGUGGGGUCGUCCGAGUGGACCAGAGCCUCCUCUUAUACCGCUAUCACCUGCAUGCGGCCACACAUUCCAUCCUUGAAGCCACCAUCUGGACCCACCGCGUCCACUUCCUGGAAGAACGGGCUCUGCCUCGCUGGGCGACCUUCACCAUCUGGAAUGCAGGGAAACAGGGCCGCAGGCUGUACCGCAGCCUGACUGCUGCCAACCGCCGAAAGGUGGCUGCUUUCUGCGAUGUGGACGAGAACAAGAUCCAGAAGGGCUUCUACUGCCACGAGGACUCUGAGGAGAGGCCCAAGCCCCGGGUUCCCAUCCUGCACUUCCGAGAAGCCCAGCCACCCUUCGUCAUCUGCGUGAAGCUGGACCUUACAGAGGGCGCCUUUGAGGACAACCUGCAGUCGCUGCACCUGCAGGAGGGCCAAGACUUUCUGCUGUUCAGCUGAGGAUCUGGGCAGCCACCUUGGCCAUCUUUUCUCCAAAGCACCGUUUGGUUGUGCCUGGUGGUCUCAGAAGCCUCCAGACCCAUACCCAGAGGUCCUGAGUCCACAGAACCAGUCCAAGAACCUACACUGCUGACCGCUCCAAGGGGCUGUGUGGGUCCAGCCCCCCACUUUGAGAGCCGCUUUAUGACAUGUAAGUUACCUUUGCUUUUUAGGGAAAUUUCACAUUUGGAUCACAAGAGAUUUUCUCCAGCCAGAGAGAUCCCAGAAACCUAACCCUGCAGGGAGAUGGAGUGGACAGCACUGCCCCCCAGGUGGGCUGAGCCCCUGCGGCUGGGAUCUCCCAGGACCCUAAAAGCUGGGCCCACAGGAUGCAGAGGCCCCUCCCUGUCCAGUGCCAGAGCCAGCUGCUCCAAGUUUACAUGCAAGUAAACCAAAGCCCUGCCCUGCCUCAGUGUCCAGACCUGACUUAGAUACGCCCACAUGACUCCUGUAGAGACCACCUUAGAAAGGGGUACUGUCUACCAGGAAAGGCCCCUGGG
Messenger RNA from Nycticebus coucang (slow loris), 1687 nucleotides. RefSeq names its product UDP-GlcNAc:betaGal beta-1,3-N-acetylglucosaminyltransferase like 1 (gene B3GNTL1). Bases 75 to 1148 code for a protein of 357 amino acids. The record is from RefSeq and is a predicted model, not a curated record. The transcript is spliced from 13 exons. Lineage: Eukaryota; Metazoa; Chordata; Mammalia; Primates; Lorisidae.